Ruditapes philippinarum (Manila clam) is the source of this 2375-nucleotide messenger RNA. RefSeq lists its product as uncharacterized. Lineage: Eukaryota; Metazoa; Mollusca; Bivalvia; Venerida; Veneridae. The coding region runs from base 1124 to 1693 and encodes 189 amino acids. The record is from RefSeq and is a predicted model, not a curated record. The transcript is spliced from 5 exons.
UCUAUAUUUUAUUCGCGCCAUUAAUCGAUAUUUAACCACCAUCCGCGCAUUAAUUUCAGUCGCUGCGAGCCUAACACUCAAUUUCUAAUUAAUACCUAAUAUGAAUUAUUAAUCCAAUUACCUGACAACAUAGAUAGUGUCGAUAAAACAGUACCAUGUAAAAUUGCAGGGGGACCAUAAUAGUAACGGUCUUGUUAAAUGUAUCACUACGCAGAUUCUCUUGUAACUUAAAUGCUUUAACAUGUGAAACAUUAUACAUCUAUACCAACCAUUUACAUAGGGGAUACUUCAUAAUAAAAUCUCUAUCAUUGAACUAUGACAACAAUACGAAAGCUGUAUAAAUAAAACGGCACGGGUUUCUCGAACAACUAACAUAGCGUGGAAAUUCGAGAUUAAAAGCGAAAAUAGAUAUAUGAUUCAAUUAGUGAAUUGUGUGAGCACAGUUUUAAAUAAAUAUUAUUACGACACAGUCAGUAGAAUUAUUCAGUAAAUAUAGGAGACACGCACUGUUACGAUCUGUAAUGAUAUUGUAAAAAAAUAUAAAGUUUAAUAAAAAAUAAUAAUCAUAAUUUGCAAAAAAAACACAGAUAUUUUGAGUAACAUAAAAAACAACAACAACAGUGUUUUAGUGGGAAAACGCGACUUUUAAUUUGAUAAGAUAGUGUUUUUUGAAAACAAGUUGACGUGGGGAGUGUGUUCAUGUAAUAUUAAAUGAUUUUGAAUGUCAAAAAAUACUUCGGUUUUUAAGUACCGUAUUAGUUAUUCGUACUUUUAACUUUCAGGUUGUUAAAAAUAUAUAUACAAGGAUUUAAAGCUGGAUAUUUAAUUUUAUGUUAUACUUUAAGUCAAAUAGGUUAAACCUUAUUGUAGUGUGCCGGUCACUUCAAUAGUUAAUAUCUUAAAUAGAGUGGACAUACGUGAAAAUUAAAACAAUAUUUAAGUUUGUGGUGAUGACAAUGUUGAAUAUUUAAUGGACUUUUAUUGAAUGGGAAAUAAUUCAACAUGACAUUGCCGAUGAAAAACCUCCAUGUGCCGGAACGGAGAAAUUAAAUGUGUGAACAUUUUUGCGCGGUUACUUUUCAUGAAAGGAAUUUAAAUUGUGAUUUUAGAAAUACACGACGGAAUGGAGCGUUAUGUUCUAACCUUGCCCAUGGCCGUCUGGUCGUUUGCAUUAUUUCAAGGAACAAAAGCAACCUGUUCAAGACCUGCAUUAAAUACCAACUCCUACACAUUAACGGAAGAAAAAUCGUCUUACCAGGUCAACGAAACCUACGAAAUUUACUGUGUUCCUGGUUACGUCAGUUCCGGCGGAAGUGAUCUGAUUUGUGGUACUUCCGGUUCAUGGUCAAUACCUUCGCCAGAAUGCACUCCUUCCGAGGGCACUUAUCCGUGGUGGAUGUUGUUGGUCGCUGUACUACUGGUAAUACUUUUGGUUUCAUGUAUUCUGCCGAGAUUUUUGCAGUGUUGCUUAUCAAAGGGUAAAAAGAAACAGGGAGGUGAGUCCAGGGACUUGGAGCAAAACAACGACAACUAUGACGAUUAUGAUGACGACGAUGACGAUGAUAGAGGGGAUUCGCCCGUACCCAAUUUCGGAAAACACAAGAAAAUGACUAAUAUUGAAUAUAUGUCCAAGCUUCACGAAGACGCAGAUCGAAAGACGCUUAAACGCGCGGCUAAAAAUUCAACAUUUUAACAGAACGCUUAAGAACGCUUGUUUAUACCAAAGAAAGUAUUCAUAUAGGAUUGUAGAGUACUUAGGGUGCUAAAGUGAGAUGUCGACUAUAUUCUCGAGAAAUCUUCGAAACCAUUCCUGAAAUUAUUUUCUAAAAAUUUCAGUUUAUUCCAAAUAGUGUCUUUUGUUAUUAGACAGUGCAUUGGUCAUCAGAUCACCACAGUUCAUUAAUUCUAUAAAAAAAAACUUUGUAAAUUGACACUAAAUUCAACUCAAAUACAUUAGAAUGUUGCUGUACAAUUAAGCUUGUAUAAUGUUUGUAUUGGGUUUUGUAAAUCUUGGAUAUUUAAAGUUCUAACAAUCACUUUAUCUCACUUACUUAAGUCUCAUUACUGUUUUAGCUGAAACUUUAAUGAAGUUCAGUUUAACCUAGAAAGUAUGUUGAAAAUAGCUAAUUGAUCGCUGGAAAAGGUAAGCAUCUAGCGACCGCUAUCUGAUUUAUACGGAAGAAAUAGGAGAAUAACAAGAAUUAGGUACACUGUAAAUCUAUGAUCUAUUCUUCCUAAAUGAAUUCCAUGGCAACAUCUCGAGAUAUUUGUCCAAAAUGUAAAACAUGUACUUAUAUAAAUGGUAUGGGAACAUAAUUUCAUAGUUUUACAUUAGGACUAUCUAAUAUUAAAAAUAACAUCAUGUCAUUAUGUAA